AUGGCGAAACCAACUUCCGAUAUCGAUCGCCCUAAGCGAGAGUUGAAGGUGUUGUCAUUAGGCAUGACACGUACGGGUUCUGCCUCGAUAACCCAAGCCCUUGAGAUGUUGGGAUACCAAGGCGUGCACCAUGGUAUCCAAGCACUCAACUCGCCUCUUGAGUGGCAGCUUUUCAACAAAGCCUGCGACUCUUUCUUUCCUAUUCUUCCGACAUACACCGGAGCACCCUUUACACGCGCUGACUGGGACAUCGUCUUUGGACCCUACGAAGCCGUCACCGAUCUGGGCUCCUUCUUCGCGCCGCAGCUCAUCGAGGCGUACCCAGAAGCGAAGGUGAUCCUGGUAGAGCGCGAUAUUGAUGCAUGGUACGAUAGUAUGGAAGAGGCCAUUUUCAGCACCACAUGGGGACUGCGUGCGGAUCUAAUUAUCAACGUACUGGGACCGCUGUACGGGCUGACUGGCGGCAAGACGAUUCGCAAAAUGAUGUUGGGAUAUUAUGGUGUGCGAAACGUGCAUGACAUGCGCCGAGUAGCCAAGGACCGGUACAAGCAACACUAUGCUGAGAUUCGGGCUGCAGUGCCCAAGGAACGAUUGCUUGAGUUCCGCUUGGAAGAUGGCUGGGAGCCACUAUGCGAGUUUCUUGACAAAGACGUACCUGGGGCUCCAUUUCCCACGAAGAACAAGAGAGGAGAGCAUGUGAAGCGGGUGAGGCAAAAGCAGAAUAUGUUCUUUAAGCACGUUGCGAUAAGGUUUGCCAAGAAAGCGGUACCUUGUAGUGUGGUUGUUGGGCUCAUGGGCUUGCUAGUUUGGAAAAGCAGGUCGCGUGCCCAGUGGGUAGGAACAUUGGAAGUGAUCAAAAAGGUAAUCUCGGAUCGAUUGUAA
Messenger RNA from Bipolaris oryzae ATCC 44560, 882 nucleotides. RefSeq lists its product as uncharacterized. The transcript has 2 exons. NCBI's taxonomy places the organism in Eukaryota, Fungi, Ascomycota, Dothideomycetes, Pleosporales, Pleosporaceae. Bases 1 to 882 code for a protein of 293 amino acids. The record is from RefSeq and is a predicted model, not a curated record.